Messenger RNA from Penicillium argentinense, 270 nucleotides. RefSeq lists its product as uncharacterized. The coding region runs from base 1 to 270 and encodes 89 amino acids. The record is from RefSeq and is a predicted model, not a curated record. NCBI's taxonomy places the organism in Eukaryota, Fungi, Ascomycota, Eurotiomycetes, Eurotiales, Aspergillaceae. The transcript has a single exon.
AUGCCAGACUGCGUCGAGACCCUGCCCGAUGCAGACCAGGGGGCUUCGGGUGGAAAAGACUGCCAUCGACCAGGUUCCGACCAGGUUCCGACCAGGAACAGUAUCGAUGUACUACUGCACAUGGGAUGGCAUGAUGGCCUGGGGGGAUGGGGGAGGGGAAAUCGCAGUCAGCUGUCAGGAUCGUGGUACUUUGGCCAGCCCGACGGCAUGGAAACAAAGUACAACGGUGCUUGCGAGUUGCUCUUCAGCCCGGCACUCGACUCGUACUAG